AUGAGUGACAAAGCUAUACCAGUUCGAGUGGCACCUAUUCAAGAAGAAGAACCGGAGGAGGAAUUGGAAGAAUGGCAAACGACCAACGAUUCUGCUGAGCUAAAGCAUUACCGUACUCAGGCAAAGAGAAUUCACACGAAGUCACUUAAUCAAGCUCUCCUUGCCGUCCGGAUGCUAGAAGAUGUUGAUACAGUCAACGUAUAUCGAGUUGGCUUGGUCCGUGCAUACGACAUAGUUGAAAGAAUUCACCGUCGCUACGUGGAAGCGUUAGCUGACGUGGCCAACUACUUAGAUUCCUGUCAGGCCCGUGCAAGAUCAGUUGCAGGUUCCAGCCGCAGUAGCACUUCUAACCGUUCAUCAGCCUCAUCGACACGCCGUAAACUUCAAGAGGCAGAGCGGCUAGAAAAGGAAAUGCAACUAAAGAUUCAACAGGAAAGAGCUGAAGCCUUGCAACAAGCCGAAGAGGAUGAACGUAUGCAGCAGUUGGAAAUCGCUAGAAAAGCAGAAGAAAGGCGUGUUGAAGCAGCACACGAUUUAGCAGUUGCCGAAGAGGUCGAUGAAAUGGAAACGUCCGGGUUUGACAAAACAGGUGUCUGGAAACCUUCUUUCGUCCCAUCUCAUCCACCUGCUACGCUUAUCCCAAAUUUCCGUAUACCGUGUGGGGCAGCAACGUCAACGCAACCAUGCUCUCAAUACGAGCCGGCUUCGUCUGAACAGCCGUCUACGUCUGACCAGCCGUCCUCGUCGAUUCCCAAGCUAAAUACCAACGCCUUCAGCUACGUACCACCAAACGUAUUCAACCAGCCAAAUCCAAGUAUAGCUCAGCAAUUCACCUCAAGCGCUCGUCCGUCACUGAUUCCAACAACCACGACGUCGGCGCUACCCGUCCACAACCGAGUUACGCAACAAACGUUUUCGCCUCAAAUACCAGUUCACGCUCCACAACCAACGGUGUAUUCUCCUGAUGCCUGGAUAUUCGCCGUAAAUCGUCAUGACGCACCUCCGACAUUUUAUUCAUCAUCGAGGCCGCCGAAAGCUGAACCACCGAAGUUUGACGGCAACCCGAUAAACUGGCCUAUGUUUAUCCAGUCAUUCAAGGUUCAAAUUCACGACACAUGCUUCAGCGAUGCUGAACGUCAACACCAUCUACGUGCAAGCUUGACGACCGAAAUUCAGAACAAUCUUGGCGAAGUUCUACUCAACCCUGGAUUAUACUCCUUUGCAUUGAAAGAGCUGCAUCGGAAUCGUCGCAACUUGGAACUGGUUGGAUAUGGACUGGAACUACACAGCAGUACAACCUUGGCUCAAUUGGUUGGAAAAUUGACGCCCACCUUACGCAGUAAAUGGGCCGAAAUGAGCUAUCGAAUUCAAGAUAGAUUGCCUACGAUACUCGACCUGGACACGUGGCUCGAUGACGUUACGAUGGCGGAAUACUUCGUCCGUGUUGGCGUCAACCCCACACCCCAGCAAGGCAGUCAUCCGAAAACUCGAGAAAACGUCCACAGGUCGUCGAACGAAAAACAGAAGAAAUCGACCACGACUCCCAUGGUCUUUUCUACGACCGUAAAAAUUGCGUCCUGCCCACACUGUGACGGUGCUCAUCGCCUUUACCUCUGUGAGAAGUUCAAAGCCUUAAAUACCACGGAACGAUCAGAAAUCGUCAAAGAAAAAAGAUGCUGUUACCGGUGUCUCGACGACCGCCAUCUAAGUUCCGAGUGUACGAAGGAAAAGGAAUGUGGAACGGACGAGUGUAAACGUCUUCACCACCCUCUUCUCCAUGGAGCACCAAGGAUGUACCCGAAAACGCCACGAUCGAGCUUGAUGUCAUCCUUGUUUCAAAAGAGCCUGUUUAACGGCUCGGUCUCCUACGGCUACGAAAGUGAAACGACCUUACUGCCCAUCGUCCCUAUGUUAAUUGAAGCUAAUGGCCGAACCUGGACCGGUUAUGGAUUGCUGGAUCCUGGAAGCCAAAUCUCAAUGAUAACCAACGCGCUUGCAAACGAAUUGGGACUUCAAGGCGAGAAGGGAAUUUCAAGAAUCGGAACAAUCAGAAACGAAAACGUUGACCUAAGGAAGUUGGUUAAGGAUUGGCCUCAUCUAGCCGGAUUGAAAGUUCCCACCCAAAAUUCCAUGCACGUUAACGUGUUGAUCGGCUCGUGUGAUAUGGCACCGCAAGAGGUCCUUGAAAUUAAAAGAGAUCCGUUGAACGAGCGGGCCCCGCGAGGACUACGAACAGCCUUUGGAUGGUGUAUAGCUGGACCGAUCUCUCCAGCCGCCGUUGCACAACUGCAGUGCAACUCGCUCUCAUUAGCGCCCCCACCCGACCAAGAUCUUGUGAAUGCAAUUGAUCGCUUUCUACUCACCGAGACUUACGAAGCCCGAGCAGGAGUCAAGAUGCCGAUUAGCGAAGAAGAAGUACGCGCGAACAAGAUCCUAAACGAAACGACGAAAUUCUUAGGCGAUCGAUACGAGUCGGGACUUCUCUGGAAACACGAAGAGCCGAACCUGCCCGACAACAGCCAGUCUACACUAGCGCGUUUCCUCAAGCUAGAACGAAGACUCAUCGCCGACGAAAACCUUGGUAAAAGGUACUCCGCAGCAAUCAACGAGUAUAUCAGCCUUGGUCACGCCCGAAAACUCUCAGCUGAGGAGGUCAACUAUCGUCCAGUUGGCCAAACCUGGUUUCUGCCUCACCAUCCGGUGAUAAAUCCGAAGAAACCCGAAAAAUGCCGCCCGGUCUUUGAUGCCUCCGCGUACUACAAGGGAAUGUCGCUGAACUCUGCCCUGCUGAAAGGACCCGACCUGCUAACCAACCUCAUUGGUGUGCUGAUACGUUUCCGACAACAUCCGAUAGCGUUGAGCGCGGAUAUUGUUAAAAUGUUCCACCAAGUAAGGGUGCGGCCAAAAGACGGGCCGGCACUUCGCUUUUUCUAUCGUGACCCGGGUAUACAGGAACCACCCUCCGUUUACCAAAUGAACGUGCAACCCUUCGGCGCAGUUUGCUCUCCGACAAUUUGUGCUCACGUUCUACGUCAAGCAGCCGAAGAUGGCGGGAUUGAUGCGGCUGACGUUACCAACCAAAUAAUCGACCAUUUUUACGUGGAUAAUUGGUUGACAUCAUCCCCAACUGCCAAAGAAGCUGUUCAGCACGCAAAAAGGGUGGCAGACGUUCUACUUCAAGGAGGAUUCGAGCUCGCCCAAUGGGGUUCAUCAUGUCCAAAAGUUCUAUUGUCGUUGCCUGGCAAUCCAGUCUCAUCCAUCGAUUUAGCCCUACACGGAAUACCCAUAGAGCGGACGCUGGGGCUUUCACUCGACUACGGCAGCGAUUCGUUUGUGGUGAGCUUAAGCAUAAAACUGGAUGGAACGACGAAACGAGAAAUACUUCGAGAAACGUCAAGCGUCUACGACCCAUUUGGGUUUCUUUCACCGGUGUUGCUACACGCAAAACUUAUCCUGCAAGCUGUAUGCAGAAAAUCGGUUGGCUGGGACGAUCAACUAGACCAAACGACCGUCGAUGAGUGGCAACAUUGGGUCGUCUCCCUCUCGAAGCUAAAACCACUCUCCAUCUCACGAUGUUUCAACCCAGAGCUAGCAAAAGCGCGAGGUGUGGGACUUCAUCUGUUUGCUGACGCAUCCGAAUCAGCUUUUGGUGCCAUCGCCUAUCUCCGAUUUGACAAUCCCGACGGCGUAAAGGUGUCAUUUGUCAUGGCCAAGGCAAGAGUGGCACCCAUCAAAUACGUUUCGAUUCCCAGACUUGAGCUGUGUGCAGCAUUACUCGCAGCCCGUCUAGCAUCAGUGAUCAAGUCAGAACUUCGACUAAAAAUCGACCAAGCCACAUUCUGGUCGGACUCCACAACGGUUUUGAGAUGGAUAAACUCUCCACACUAUCGUUUUCAUGUUUACGUUGGAAACCGAAUAGGCGAAAUAUUGGAGCUGUCCGAAAGUAGUCAAUGGCUUUAUGUCCCUACAACUCAAAACCCAGCAGACGAUGUCAGCCGUGGCGUCACAUCUACAGAAUUUUCCAUCGAGCAUCGUUUCUUUACUGGACCAUCUUUCCUCUAUCAAUCACCGCAAAACUGGCCGGCCUUCCCCGAUGUAAAACAGGGAAUUGACGAAACAGAGGAUCCCGAAGUUCGCUGUACGAGAUGGGUUGGUGCGACACUACACGUAACCGAUUCCAUUGACCGGCUCACCACGUACACCUCCCGCUUUCCGUUUUUAGUCGGCGUCGUCGGCUACGUCAAACGUUUCAUCAAUAACGCUCGGAAAGAUAAAACCCAUCGUGAUUUCGGCAAACUAUCGGAAACCGAGGUCAAGAAUGCGGAAGCGGAAUUGUUUAGGCGCGCCCAGAUGUCUGCCUUUCCUGAAGAUUACAGUAAUAUAAAGGAGGGAAAGCAGCUCGAUCCUGGUUCAAGCCUAAUCACGUUAACGCCAUUCGUCGACCAUCAAGGAGUUUUACGGGUCGGAGGACGUAUUGAAAAUGCUCCAACCCCACCGGAAGCUCGCCAUCCGAUCAUACUCCCAGCCGAAGAAAAAAUCACGGAAUUGAUGAUUUAUAGUCUUCACCUCGAGUUCGUACACUCCACUACAGAGAGAACCUUUCACGAAUUACGUAAACUCUACUGGGUUCAACGUGGACGAAAAACGGUGAGAAGAAUUAUAAACAAGUGUUUUAAAUGCAAGCAACACUACGCAAAGGCACUUUUUCCAAUGAUGGCCGCUCUUCCCGGUUACCGUUUGAAGCCUUUCUACCCCGCCUUUACACACACCGGAGUAGAUUUCUUUGGCCCGUACAACGUAACGAUAUUCAGACGGAAAGUAAAACGCUGGGCCUGUUUAUUUACUUGCAUGUCAUCAAGAGCCGUGCACCUGGAAAUGUCAUACUCUCUUGACACUUCCUCCUUCAUCAACUGCAUCAGUCACUUCGAAGAUCGCCGUACAACCCCGAAACAUUAUCACAGUGAUAAUGGCACGAACUUUGUUGGAGCUGUGCGUGAAUUUUCCGAGUGUCUCCGUCGGAUGGAACAGCUAGCCAUUCAAGAUGGGCGGAAACGAAGAACGGUGACUUGGAGUUUCAACCCACCUUCCGCGCCACAUUUUGGUGGAACCUGGGAACGUCUAGUUCAAUCGUCAAAACGUGCCUUAAGAUUCGUACUCAACGAGCAAACUCUGAUUGACGAUACCUUAGUCACCACGCUAAUUCAAGUGUAG
Molecule: messenger RNA, 5211 nt
Organism: Daphnia magna
Lineage: Eukaryota; Metazoa; Arthropoda; Branchiopoda; Diplostraca; Daphniidae
Exons: 6
Coding region: 1-5211 (1736 amino acids)
Molecular function (GO): nucleic acid binding
Source: RefSeq, a predicted model, not a curated record